This is a messenger RNA of Leptidea sinapis, 214 nucleotides long. RefSeq lists its product as uncharacterized. The coding region runs from base 1 to 174 and encodes 57 amino acids. Lineage: Eukaryota; Metazoa; Arthropoda; Insecta; Lepidoptera; Pieridae. The record is from RefSeq and is a predicted model, not a curated record. The transcript has a single exon.
AUGACAAGACGAGGAAACUUGAAUGUAGUGGAGGAGUUGUACAAUCAAAUUCCAGCAUUCACAGAUGUAUUCUCCGAAGAUAGUUUCUAUGUAUUUGUCGUGUUCUUUGUUAUGUCAACAAUUCUUGUUGCUUUCAUAUUAUCUCGAUUCAUUACAAUUAAGCCAGUAGACUAAUUACUAUUAUGUUAGACUGAAAUAAAGGAAUUAAUGAGAA